This is a messenger RNA of Mus caroli (Ryukyu mouse), 1054 nucleotides long. The record is from RefSeq and is a predicted model, not a curated record. Lineage: Eukaryota; Metazoa; Chordata; Mammalia; Rodentia; Muridae.
UGAGACCAUUAUUUUCAUCAGAAUAAACAUAGAAAAUCUUACAUGUGUUUCAGAGAUAUUCUUAGUGUUAUGCAUAAAGUCAGAAGAUGAACUGGAAUAAUAUUAUCCACACAAUAAUCUUUCUUUCUCUGACUGGACCUGGAAUUCUGGGAAAUACCCUAAUAUUUGUGAGACAUAUAUACAUGCCUGCCUUGUGGAUUGAGAAAAAGCCUGUUGACCUUAUUCUCAUCCACUUGGCUUUUUCUAAUAUAAUCAUUAUUUGUAGCACAGGGAUCAGAGAUAUAGCCACAGUGUUCUAUUUCAGAAACUUCCUAGGUGAUACUGGUUGUAAAACUGUGGUUUAUCUGGCAAGGAUGGCACGGGGCCUCUCCAUCUGCACCACCUGUCUCCUCAGUGUGGUCCAGGCUAUCACCAUCAGUCCCAGGACUGCCCUUUGGACAAAGCUCAAACCACAAACAGCAUGCCAAGUUCUUCCCUUUAUCCUCGUCUUUUGGAUUGUUAAUGUUCUCAUAAGCUCCAACUUGCUCUCCUACAUCAAAGCAGGCAGUAGCUUGAACAAGUCUGUAGCUGCAACAUUCAUUGGCCACUGCUAUAUGCUCCAAUCAAGACACAUCAUCAAGUGGUUUUUCCUCUCUCUCAUGACUCUUCGUGAUGUCAUCUUUCAGAGUCUCAUGGGCUGGAGCAGUGGGUCCAUGGCUCUCCAUCUGUAUAACCAUCAUAGGCGUGUCCUCUACCUUUACAGCUCCAGGUCUGCAAACAACUCUGCUCCAGAAAUCAGAGCUACAUGGAGUGUUCUCACUCUUAUGACCUGCUUCCUUUUCUUCUAUUGGGUAGAUUUUAUUCUCUCCUUCUACACAGGUUUUUCAGUGACACAUGAUUCUAGUUCACUAAAUAUGAAAACAUUUUUAGAACUUGGUUAUGCUAGUUUCAGCCCCUAUGUUCUGAUUAGCAGAGAUUUUCGUGUUCCUAAUGUCUUGCAUGCCCACUAAGAAGUACAAACAUAUAUUCUAUAUCUAAUCUCUAUGAGCUGAAGGUGUAUGCAUUAUAAAUUGCU